AGCCGGCGCCCGGAAUCUCGCAGGAGCGUCGCGGCUAGGCCCGGGCCACCAUGAGCCGAGGAGACGCAGGCCGCCCGCAGGCCCAGAAUGGAAACCUCUCGCCGGGGGAGCCCCGACUGAGACCUCGAGGAGACAGCAAGGUGGAAGAGGAGGUGCCAGGGCUGACGGCGGUGCCGCCCGCCGUGCCCGAGUAUGAUAUGCUGUACAAGAUUGAGGAUGUGCCACCUUGGUACCUCUGCACCCUACUUGGGUUCCAGCACUACUUGACGUGUUUCAGUGGCACCAUCGCGGUGCCCUUCCUCCUGGCGGAGGCCCUGUGCGUGGGGAAGGACCAGGCCAUGAUCAGCCAGCUCAUCGGCACCAUCUUCACCUGCGUGGGCAUCACCACCCUCAUCCAGACCACCUUUGGCAUCCGGUUGCCCCUGUUUCAGGCCAGCGCCUUGGCCUUCUUGGUGCCCGCCAAAGCCAUCCUGGCCCUGGAUAAGUGGAAGUGUCCUCCGGAAGAGGAGAUCUACGGGAAUUGGAGCCUGCCACUCAACACUUCACACAUCUGGCAUCCACGGAUAACCGAGAUCCAAGGCGCAAUCGUGGUGUCCAGCCUGGUGGAGGUGGUGAUUGGGCUGACUGGCCUCCCGGGGGCCCUGCUCGGCUACAUCGGGCCCCUGACCGUCACCCCGACCGUCUCCCUCAUCGGCCUGUCCGUCUUCCAAGCAGCCGGAGACCGGGCCGGCUCCCACUGGGGGAUCUCAGUGCUGUCCAUCGCGCUGAUCGUCCUGUUCUCCCAGUAUCUCCGCAACGUCCCCUUCCUGCUGCCCGGCUACCGCCGGGGCCUGGGCUUCACCGUCCUCAGGAUCCAGAUCUUCAAAAUGUUUCCCAUCGUGCUGGCCAUCACGGUGGUGUGGCUCCUCUGCUACGUCCUGACCCUGACGGAUGCGCUGCCCUCUGACCCCGCCGUGUACGGCUUCAAGGCCCGGACGGACGCCCGCGGGGAGAUCAUGGCCAUCGCCCCCUGGUUCCGAUUCCCGUACCCCUGCCAGUGGGGCCUGCCCACGGUGACGGCCGCAGCCGUGCUGGGCAUGUUCAGUGCCACCCUGGCGGGCAUCAUCGAGUCCAUCGGCGACUACUACGCCUGCGCCCGGCUGGCGGGGGCCCCCCCACCGCCUGUCCACGCCAUCAACAGGGGCAUCUUCAUGGAGGGCGUCUGCUGCAUCAUCGCCGGGCUGCUGGGCACCGGAAACGGAUCCACUUCCUCCAGCCCUAACAUUGGCGUCCUGGGCAUCACCAAGGUGGGGAGCAGGAGGGUGGUCCAGUACGGAGCCUGCAUCAUGCUGGUGCUGGGGACCGUGGGCAAGUUCACGGCUCUGUUCGCCUCUCUUCCCGACCCCAUUCUGGGGGGCAUGUUCUGCACCCUCUUUGGGAUGAUCACGGCCGUGGGCCUGUCCAACCUGCAGUUCGUGGACAUGACGUCCUCCCGCAAUCUCUUCAUCCUCGGCUUCUCCAUGUUCUUCGGGCUGACGCUCCCGACCUACCUGGAUGCCAACCCCACCGCCAUCCGCACAGGAGUCCCCGAGAUGGACCAGAUCCUCAUGGUUCUGCUGACGACGGAGAUGUUUGUGGGCGGCUGCCUGGCCUUCGCCCUGGACAACACGGUGCCCGGUACCCAAGAGGAACGGGGCCUGGUGCGGUGGAAAGCGGGAGCCCACGCCACCAGCGAGACGUCCGCCAGCCUCAAGAGCUACGACUUUCCCGUCGGGAUGACUGCCGUCAAGAGAGCGUCCUUCUUGAAGUACCUUCCCGUCAGCCCCACCUUCAACGGCUUCUCUCCCCGGACGCGGGAACGUCCCCAGCCGGCCGCCGCCGGGCCCGACCGCUCGGCCGCCUGCACCAAGGUCUGACCGGGGGGGUUCUGGGGAAACCGAGGAAGCCGUUUUCCCUCCGCCCCCGGGCCGGGGCCACGGGACUUUCCGCUCAGAGGAGGAAAACCGGCUCCCACCGGACGGCGCGUCACCAAGAUACGGGAAUGCCGGCCCCCUCCCGGAAGGGACUCGCGAUUCACGGUUGGAAACCCUAGAACUAAAAGAAAAAAAAAACCCAAAAAACGGUAGUCACGUGGCCACGUCUGUGUUGCAUCUGAGACAGAGGUGCUCCCCGGCUCCUUUGGGAAUCGGGCGGGUGAGGAGAGGCGAGGUGGUAGUGGUGGCAGUUGUCGAGGUUACACUCCGGCAAGGGAGCUGAUGGAUCGAUCGACGGACGCUAAAUCACAGGUAGGAGAGAGAAGGGGGUAGAGUUAUUUGAAUUAGGCCUCAUGUAACAGGGUCCCGAAGGAGGGUUAAUGAGGGCGACCGGAAGGUGGGCAAAUUUAAUAAUAAUAACAAUGAUGGCAUUUGUUAAGCGCUUACUACGUGCAGAGCACUGUUCAAGCGCUGGG
Molecule: messenger RNA, 2428 nt
Organism: Tachyglossus aculeatus (Australian echidna)
Lineage: Eukaryota; Metazoa; Chordata; Mammalia; Monotremata; Tachyglossidae
Gene: SLC23A1
Product: solute carrier family 23 member 1
Exons: 15
Coding region: 51-1895 (614 amino acids)
Biological process (GO): transmembrane transport
Cellular component (GO): membrane
Molecular function (GO): transmembrane transporter activity
Source: RefSeq, a predicted model, not a curated record